This is a messenger RNA of Pteropus alecto (black flying fox), 1431 nucleotides long. RefSeq names its product family with sequence similarity 98 member C (gene TSLIG3C). The transcript has 7 exons. Gene Ontology annotation, cellular component: tRNA-splicing ligase complex. The record is from RefSeq and is a predicted model, not a curated record. The coding region runs from base 295 to 1230 and encodes 311 amino acids. NCBI's taxonomy places the organism in Eukaryota, Metazoa, Chordata, Mammalia, Chiroptera, Pteropodidae.
GGACCGAACGCGCAGGCUACUCUUGGGGCGGGGCCUCCCUCUGGCCCGCAGGGGGCGCUCCGCUGGCAGAGGAGACGCUUUCAUGGAGGGGGCGAAGGCCGAGGCGCAGGAGGGGGCCGCUGUGGCCCGGGACCUGCUGGCCUUGGGGUAAGGGGUACAGGGUGUGCCAGGCGGUGUGCAGGAAAGGACAGGUUUGUCCUCAUAAAUUCUUACGGAUUUCCCCCGACCCCUCCCGCUGCUUCGACCUCGCCGCAGGUAUGAGGGCUUCCCGGUGGUGGCGGCGCUGGGCCCCUCAUGCCUAGACUUCAGGGCGCUGUGCGCUCAGCUUGCGGCGGAGCUGGCGUCUCUGGGAGCCGUGGAGCGAGAGAAAGAGGAGGUCGCGGAGGCGCUGAGCGCCGGCGACGGCCCCGGCGCCGAGGAGGAAUUCCUACGACAGUUGCCCGGCCUGCUGCGAGGACUGCACUGCCCGGACCGCGCGCUUUGCAGCGGAGACUGCGCGGCCGUACUGCGGGAGCCGGGCGCGUGCCUGCGCCUGCUGCGCUUUCUCUGUACGGAGCUCCAGGCUGCCCGCCUCCUCCUCCUGCACCCCCAGCCGGAUCCCAGUCCAGCGGCACCACCGCCCGGUGGGGAAGGGGCAGAGGAGGGAGCUGGCAUGGUCCAGGAACUGGUUCUUACCCUCCAAGCUCUAGGGCUGCCCAGACCCCCGAGGGCGACCCCUGCCAGCCAGCUGCUGCGGGAGUUGCAUGCCAAGGGUCCCUGCAGCCCCUCCUCAGCUACCCACUGGACGCACCCAGAUGGGAAAUGUUGGAGCAUCUCUGCCAAAGCCUGCAAAGUCAGUACUACAGCCGCCGCUGCCUCCUCCUCAAGCGUCUGGACCUCACGACAUCUGCUUUCCACUGGAGUGAUCGAGCAGAGGCCCAAGGGGAGGCCAUGAAGGCAGUGCUGACCCCAAUUCGAGAGGCUCUGACCCCAGAAUCGGAUGUCUCCAUCGCGCACGUCCUGGCUGCCCGAGCUGACCUGUCUCGACUUGUCCCAGCUACAAGCAAGGCUACCCGCCAAGGGACCUGCUGUGCCAUCAAUAAGGUGCUCAUGGGCAACGUGCCAGACCGAGGGGGCCGCCCAGAUGAGCUGGAGGCUCCCAUGCCCAGCUGGCAGAGCAGAAGAGAGGACGGAGGUGGGCAGAAGGCAGGCCACCAGCGCUGGGGUCGCAAGAAGAAGAAGAAGAAGUAAAGGGGGACCAGUGGUUGGGGCGGGGUCCUCUGUGAGAUGCCGAUGCCAUUGAUAAUCUCUUGGGAGUCAGUCUGAGGGUUUCUCUUGGCACCUGACACUCAGGCCCCACAUCCUCUGUUCCUGAGGCCCCAAAUGUCUUCUCCUAUCCACCACUCAACACCAAGGACCAUGUUCUCCAGAAAAUAAAUUUAAUUUGUGACA